Macrosteles quadrilineatus (aster leafhopper) is the source of this 3655-nucleotide messenger RNA. It is a transcript of the gene Dad, whose product is annotated as mothers against decapentaplegic homolog 6. The record is from RefSeq and is a predicted model, not a curated record. The transcript is spliced from 4 exons. Bases 1 to 720 code for a protein of 239 amino acids. Gene Ontology annotation, cellular component: heteromeric SMAD protein complex. Gene Ontology annotation, molecular function: I-SMAD binding; transcription regulator inhibitor activity. Lineage: Eukaryota; Metazoa; Arthropoda; Insecta; Hemiptera; Cicadellidae. Gene Ontology annotation, biological process: anatomical structure morphogenesis; regulation of transcription by RNA polymerase II; BMP signaling pathway.
AUGCAUGUUAUCAACAAGAAGUGUUGUCUGCUGUUGUAUUAUAUAUCUGUUGUCUGCUGUUGUAUUAUAUCUCUGUUGUCUGCUGUUACAGAGUCGCCACCGCCGCCGUACCAGCGGUUCGCGCGUGAGAGGCUCAAACCUGAGGACCGAGCCCCGAGCGAAGGCGGCGGAUCACGCUGUUCACUCACCACUGAAGAUGAACCAGUGGGGGUAGAGUGGUGUAGACUCGCGUACUGGGAGCUGUCUAAGAGAGUGGGACGCCAGUAUGCAGUCAUCACAGCGGCCAUCAACGUCUUCUGGAACAUCCCUCAGGGCACAGGUCUGUGUCUAGAGUCUCUGGCAGGGCACAACUUCUCCCCACCCCCCGACGCGGUGCGCCGUGCUCGAGAAAAAAUUGGCAGAGGCUUGACUUUGAGUCGAGAGCCUGAUGGAGUUUGGGCGUACAAUCGCAGCGAAGCUCCGAUCUUCGUUAACUCGCCCUCAUUGGACGACCCAGACUCCCGAACACAUCUAGUCUACCGCGUGCCCCCUGGUCACUGUCUGAACAUCUUCGUACCUGGAGCACCCCCCCGUACGUGGACCCCCCACCCCCCCACGGGACCCAUAGACCAGGACUCUGUUCGCAUCAGCUUCGCCAAAGGCUGGGGCCCGAAAUACUCGAGGCAGGAAGUGACCGCUUGUCCAACGUGGCUAGAGGUUCUACUGGCGCCUUGCAGAUGAUAGAACUCUGCGGACAGUCAAUUCCUCAACAUUCUAAUUCUAAUGCGAAGGCACUUGUCAGAAUAGUGGGUUUGACUCAUGUCCAUUCUAUUGUGAAAAGAAUAUGCUUAAAUUGUCAAAAAUAACAAUAUUUAUUCUACAACAACGUCAUAUUUUUAUGACAUUAAUUAUUGUAGACUACCAAAUUCAAAAUUCUUACAUUCCUAGUUAGAUUGAAUUUGACGCAUUUAUAUAAAAUUGUUGUUAUUUACAUGCUCCCAAUUAGAAAAGGGACAGUUUAGUGAGUUCUACAUUGUUUGGUAUUUUAACAGUGAUUGAAACAUACUUGACCAUAAACUGCUUUAACAGAUAGAAUGGAAGGUGUCAGUCAGCCCACUAUUCCUAUUGUAGGAGGGUUGUACUUGUUUACAGUUUUAAGUAAACAACGUGACAACCUUAUCUGUGUUGGUAAUAAGCUUUAAUUAUUUUAUCCAUGAAAAGUUUUAUUUAGUUUUAACAGUUUAAGUGUUGGGGAAUACUAUCAUCUCUGAUAACAAGUCUAAAUUCAAUCAAAUUAGCUUUAGUGGCUGUGCCAUAAUUGUAAUUCAUGAAGGGUCAAAACAACAUUUGCAGUGAUGGAAAACAUUACUAUUUAAUAGUAAUGAUUGUUGUUCCUACGUAGUUUCAAAUCAAUUUUGGUUAAAUGUUCGGUAAUUAAAAAAAAAACCAGUAUUAAGUGGGAAUACAAAUGUUUUUUGAAGAAACUAAACUAUACAACUUCAAUGAGUGAGUUUAUUCUGAUUUGUGAGCAAUUGUUUUGUAAAAACACAAAUUAAAAAAAAAUUACACCUGUAAGUUUAUAAUAAUUGACAUUUUAAAUAUAUUUUUUUAAACACUGACAAGUUGUUUCGAAACUUCAGGUUGUUGGCUACAUCUGUGCAAUAGGUUUGCUCCUGUCUGCAUUCCAUUUUCCCAACAAAUUUUGGCUUAGACCAGUAUUAUACAUUAAAAAAAAAAUACUCGUUCAUUGAAAAACUACAUUUUCAUGCUUACAUGAGAGGCUUUCUUACAAUAGCUCUUGGUUAUAAAUAAAUAAACAUUAAAUUAUAGACCCCUACCUUCAGCAAUAUGGAAGUGCUCCUGAACGCCAGGUAAAAUGCAGAUGUUCAGGGACACUCCCAAAUUGCUGAAGGCAUAUAAGGUUUCCAAUCAUAUGUUUUAUUUAUUUCAUGAAAAUGUAAUGCUUUAUUAUUAGCUUAAAUUGCUGAAAUUGUAGUAUUAAAAUUAUAUAUCGCGUUGCCUUUCAAAUCAAUGCAUUAAACAAAUAAUAUUAUGAAAGAUUUCAAAACUUUAACAUUUACAAAUUGUCUUAAAAUGCCCCCUAUUAAAGGCUCUAUUUAAGGCCCUCUAUUAUAAUCAAUUGGUUCAGGAACCAAAAUUAAAUGAAACACAGCUGUUCCCAGCCCUUUGGAGUUUGACUUUGACAAGACUGUGUUGUGACAGAUGUUAUUUUGUUGACUGUGCCUUGUGGGUAGUGGACGGUGGUGAGAGAGCGCCCAAUGUUACCAUUAGCCCCGCAGCGCCCUGAUGUUGGCGCUCGGCGCUCUGCGCUCACUGCUCGCCAGUCGCCACUUGCUGCGCUUAGGGUAUUGUUACGGCCUCGGCCUAUUUAGACUUAGUUGAUGCCUUUUGGAAUCUGACUUUUUUAAAUCCGGGGUCCAUUCCAUUGUUAAUGGGGGUUAAAGUAUAAAAGUUCCUUAAAACUAGUGGAUAUGAAUGUUGAAUUUAAAUUAUUUAGAAUAUGUGUUAAAGACUCCUUAUAUCUUUUUUAGCUUUUGACAAAUUUUUUUAUUUAAGUUUAAGUAUGAGAAAAGUUUUUGAUUUCGCAGUAAGAGUAAAUGACGGAGUAUGGUAAAUAAUGUAGGUUUUAUUGAGUGUUUAUUACCAGUGUUCUGAUGGUAUGGAUUGAUUUGGCAUCGGUUCUAUUGAAAUGAAAUUUCAAAAGUAUCAACUUUCCAAUUGUGUAAAGUUACAAAAAGUAGUAGGCCUAUGGUUUGAUAUUGUUUGUAUGGAUGUUUUAAGUUUUUAAAACUUAAUCAUGUUUUGAUAUUUCAAGAGUAAAAUUGUUGGUUAAAAACUACAGAAAAAACGUGUUACAUAAAGAGGCAUGAAAGAAUUUAUUUUAUAUUUAAAUGUUUAGUUUGCCAUUUUGUCCAUUAAAUUUUGAAUGUAUGUAAUUGUUUUUUUAUUGAGGUUAUGUACAUACAGGAACAAUGUCCUACAAUUUAUGUAGAAACAAAUUUUAUACUUCGAACACCGACUGUGCCUAAUAUAUUUGUACUUUAGAAAUUCUAAAUAUUUUACAGCUUUGGCUGGUAUUCGAUUAUCAUUUUUGUAAUAUUUAUGUAAAAUGUAAUCUGCCAUAAAUGUAACAUUUUUAUGAAUUUUUAUAUAGCCUAUUAUUAAAUUUUUGUGACACCAAGUGAAAUUUGUAAGUUACCAAGGUGUUAAAUUAUAAUUUUAUAUAAUACUUUUGAUUUGUGAUCAAAGAAGCUUUGUUCAGAUUCCAAAAAGCAAAUUUUGGCUGAAAACUUGGCUGUAGAACGAGACACUAGCUAUACAAGUCUGCCUUACCUCACCACCUCGGAGCUUAUAAAAUUAUUAAAUUACAAUAAUAUAUAAAUAGUUAAAAUAUAGUAGUAUAUAAUUAAUUAUAUAACAUAUAUUGUACAAAUAUUUGUAUAUAGCGUAAAUUUUCAAGUUAUAUUAAAUGACUGCGAUAUUUCCGAUUUAAGCCAUUCGUACAAUGUACUUAAAUGUUUUUUGUAUGUUUAAAGAUUUUUACCAAAACCUUUACUGAUUCUUGGAUCUUGUUUAAAUUUAUUGUUCUCUAUUAUAAUAGGCCUUCCUUACAGUAACAUACGGUUCUCCUGUCUUAACAAUAUAAAUCAUCUAA